AGGAAUAAUUAGAAAUAUACUAUUAUUCUGUUAAAAUUGAACGCGAUCAGCUAUUGAAAAACUCUAAUGACAGUCAUUUCAAUACUGCAUAAAAUUAGCCACUCACACACGACUCUCGGAAUGAACUUUGUUACCACAGACCCAUUCUGACAACGAAGUCAGAGCCACCUCCCGGCUGCUUCCACACGGAGCAACCACGGCAGCAAAACCACCGCACAAGGACUUAACGCCGGGGCUCACAAAAGAUAACGCGUCCUUCAGGUAACAAAGCCCAAACAAACCAAAAGACACAAGGAGAGUUCAUUGAAAUGUGAGAAUGGCGAAUUCUUUAAGAAGUGAAGUUAUAAAACUGUACAAAAAUCUGCUGUACCUUGGAAGAGAGUAUCCCAAAGGAGCAGACUACUUCAGAAGCCGUUUGAAAGCAGCUUUUCUAAAAAACAAAGAUGAGACAGACCCUGAAAAAAUUAAGCAACUGAUUGCCCGGGGAGAAUUUGUUAUAAAGGAGCUGGAGGCUUUGUACUUCCUGAGGAAAUACCGAGCCAUGAAGCAGCGCUACUACAGUGAUGACAAGCCCUGACUCUGCCUGUAAUCACACACCUAGGAAAGGUAACAAUAAAAGAGCUCUAACUGCAAAAAAUGAAAUGUAAAUCCUUCCUGGUCCUCUAGGACCCAAAUCGGGGAGCUGCUUCCCUGCCAGGAGUCACUUGAAGGGUUUGGGGUGUGCAGGUUAUGAGUAAUAGGUUUUCCUCUGCUGCUUUUGACCUCCUCAACCAAAACUUCACGUAUGAAACAAUUUUGCAGGAAGGAGUGCUUGCACAGCCCUGUUCUGUUUCACUUCAAUGUAAUGUGUUGAACAGAAACUCUUCUUACCCCAUACCUGUGUGUUUGGGUGUCAGUUCAAGGUGCUGUGCUUUGUUACCUAGAACAUGAACCUGAUUUGAAAAAUCUUCCACAUUGAAUGACCCAUUUCCCCUGGGAAUGAGCACCCUCUCAAAAGUGAAGUUCCCAGCCCUGGAGAGGGAGUG
Poecile atricapillus (Black-capped chickadee) is the source of this 1025-nucleotide messenger RNA. Its product is annotated as electron transfer flavoprotein regulatory factor 1. Lineage: Eukaryota; Metazoa; Chordata; Aves; Passeriformes; Paridae. Gene Ontology annotation, biological process: respiratory electron transport chain. The record is from RefSeq and is a predicted model, not a curated record. The transcript is spliced from 3 exons. Gene Ontology annotation, cellular component: mitochondrion. Bases 317 to 577 code for a protein of 86 amino acids.